Messenger RNA from Tachysurus fulvidraco (yellow catfish), 4755 nucleotides. RefSeq names its product netrin g2b (gene ntng2b). The coding region runs from base 596 to 2473 and encodes 625 amino acids. Lineage: Eukaryota; Metazoa; Chordata; Actinopteri; Siluriformes; Bagridae. The transcript has 9 exons. The record is from RefSeq and is a predicted model, not a curated record.
CCCCCCCCUCUCUCAUGUUGCCCUUGAGCGCGCGGGGCAAAUCCAAUCCUUUAAAGUCGAGAAGAGCAAAAGGAGGGCGCGCGGAAAGUCGGUCGUUUCACUUUGGGAAGCUGCAGCUCCGGAACUAGGGCAUCUUACACGCAGAAGAGUCGCACAGCGCUGCUUUCACGUUCUGUGGCACAGUAGAGGGGAAAAAGAACACAACAAACACGGAAGAAGAGAAUCGUCUCCCACGAGGGAAGACCGAGCGCACUCCGGUAAAUGAACGCUCUGUGCACGUGAGAGGGGGGACACCGGGGCGCGCACCUGCCACCACGCGGCACAUGGAAGGAGUCUCGCGCAAAAGCGCCCGGAACAUGAAGUUUGGUGAAUGGUUAAAGAAUGCCAGUGGAGAGACUCUGAAUGUGUGAUGGACACCAAACUGACAUGGACACGGGACUUAAUUUGCAAUUCACACUGAAUUUGUAUCUCUCUUUUUUUUAUUUAUACCAACAGUUUCUUAAUCUUUUAUUACUUUGAUAAAAACAAAAAAAAAACCUAAAAAACUGAAAAUAGAAUACCUCCUCAUCCAGAAUGACAGUGGCAAGUUUACCAGAUGCUCUCACGUGACUCCUCUUGUAUGCCAACAUCUCUUUCCCCUGAAUUUAACGACGGCCCUUUUCUUGUUUCCUGGUUGGCGCUUGUCAUGCUGGAGCAAGCUACUUUCUUCCUCUUUGUCCUUCUGCACACGCUGGUGCAGGUUCAAGGCCAGUACGAGCUGUGCAAGUCACUCCUCACAACGGAUGAGGGCUCAGUGUGGGAGCAGCAUGCAUGCCAACCCAAGCCCCAGUCAAUGAAGGAGUUCAUGCGAAUACAUGUGGAACCAGCGGGCAUCACGUGCGGCAACCCACCAGAGAGAUUCUGUACGCUGGAGAAUCCAUACCUGUGCAGUGAUGAGUGUGACGCGUCCAACCCAGACCUGGCACACCCACCCCAGUUAAUGCAGGACCGUGAGCGCGGUGGUCUCGUCACAUAUUGGCAGACUCAGACGUGGCGGCGCUACCCCGAGCCAUUGCUGGCCAACAUCACACUGUCAUGGAACAAGAGCCUGGAGCUGACUGAUGACAUUGAAAUAACCUUUGAGUAUGGUCGGCCUACAGCCAUGGCCCUGGAGAAGUCGCUGGACUUUGGGCAAACGUGGCAGCCCUACCAGUUUUAUGCUGAUGACUGCAUGGAGGUGUUCGGAAUGAUGCCACAUCGAGCACGUGACCUCACAGCAUCCAAUGCAACACGUGUUAUCUGUACCGAACUCUAUUCACGCUGGGUGGGUGCCAAAGGUGAUAAGGUGGUGCGCUUUGAAGGACGGACCCGCUUUGUCAUCUUUGCCGGACAUCGGCUACAUGACAUGGACAGUCUACGAGCUCGUUUUGACAGCAACAAGGGCCUGCGUGACUUCUUUACCUUCACCGACCUACGUCUGCGUCUGCUCAAGCCAGCGCUCGGUGGAACAUACGUGCAGAGGGACAACUUGCUAAAGUACUUCUAUGCUAUCUCCAACAUUGAGGUGCCAGCCAGGUGUAAGUGUAACCUGCAUGCAUCACUGUGUGCGUUGGUGGACGGAACUCUGCAGUGUAUGUGUGAGCACAACACCACAGGCCAGGACUGCCAGCGCUGCAAAAAAGGCUUCAAAGCCAAAAUCUGGAAAGCAGGAUCAUACCUGCCAACUCCAAUUGGCACACCUAACACAUGUGCUCAGGCUGGUACUUCAUCUGGGUCCAAGGAUUCCGGAGCAAUUGCGGGGCCUUUGGGAAAAUAUGGAGAGAAAGGAAUAAAGGAAGACUGUGAAUGUCAUGGCCACUCCAACCGCUGCAGUUACAUCGACUACCUGAACAUUGUCACGUGUGUGAGCUGUAAGCAUAACACACGUGGCCAAAACUGUCAACACUGCCGCAUGGGCUUCUAUAGGAAUUCCUCAGUUGAACUGGACGACGAGAGUGUGUGUGUGGAGUGCAGCUGUAACCAGAUGGCUUCACUACACGAUCGCUGUAAUGGCACUGGAUUCUGCGAGUGUAAAGAAGGCGCCACAGGCACCAAGUGUGAUGAAUGUUUUCCAGGUUACUAUUGGAAGCAGGGCUGUCAUCCAAACGUGUGUGAUGAGGAGCUGUUGAUGUGCCAGAAUGGCGGUACAUGCCACCAGAACCAGCGCUGCAUCUGCCCACAUGAAUUUAAAGGUGUCCUAUGCCAACACACACGCUGCGAAGACGGGAAGAAGUGCAUCCACGGCGACCACAAUGGCACCUCUGUGCUUGCUCUGAGCCUGGCACUGCUGGUGCUGUGCCCGCUCCUCACCCUCCUGCUGGGUUCUGCAGUCCUUCUUCCUGAAACAGUGCCCGUCUUUCUCCCACCGUCACACACAUCAACACACACCUGUGACGGCGCACUGGCUAUUACUCUGCUCUGCACCCUCAAGGAACCUAGGACUUCCUGGACAUAGAAACAGGGAAGAGAAAUGACUCAAAAAGAGAGAUUUGUAAUUUUUUUGUUUUUGUUUUCACAAAAGAAAAACUAUAGCCCAAAAAGAAAUAAUAUAUACAUGUAUCAAUUAUUUAUAUAUGUACUAUACAGGUAUCAAUAAAAGAUAUGAAGAGUUUAGGCACUAUCCUGAUUAAUGAUUUAGGAAAAAACAUUCAUAGUAGCAGGAAGAGGCGGAAAUUUCAGCACUCUGAUUGGACGAGCAAGAGACGCUCUGCCUUUAUAUCACCCUGCUGUGCUGCUGUAUGUAACAAACACACUGUUAAAUGCUAAAAAGUUAUUUAAAAAAAAGAGAGAGAGAGAUCAGUAAUUUAGUAUUUGCAAGCUCAGAUCUAUUAAGGUUUUGUGCACCGUUCUGAGUCUGAGGACUGUCACUCACCACAGUUAGAGAAACACUGUAUUCAAGAAGCUCACUAUGAAACUAUGAAGACGACGGAAAAAAAAAAAAGCAAUGAUGACGCUUACAUAUCACCUUCAAAUAUUUUUGGUACAGAUUAUUUUUGUUUGCAUUUAAACCUAUACAUAAAAGGGAGGAUUUAUUACACCUGAGCUGGCCUGUAGUCCAAUCGAGAUACAGUACGUUUUUUUUUUUUAUCAGAUGACGCGUGUCUUAAGGUAUAAACGUUACACGCUGACAUAUUACAGACAUUUAUUCGGUAUGAUAGGAAAGAAAUUUCUUGUUCACAGCUUAUGAUUAAAAAAAAAAAAAAACAACAUUUAUCAAUAAUGAAAAUAAAACGUGAGGACUAAAUAACUCUCUGAUAAAGGAAAUCUAGAUGCAGCAUUGGAGCGUUUUUAGUUUGGUCACAGGGCAUCGUGCAUACACAGACUUGUUCAGAAAUUUCUCUUAGCUAAUCCACCUACUGCCAUGUUUUGAGAAAAAGGAGGUAACAAGGGAAAUUGGUUGACCCUUUGUCAACAAAUCCUGUUGGAAUUUCCAUUUUGUCCUGUAGGAUCUUGUUUGUUUUUGAUCAUCUUAUUGGAAUCUGCUUUAUUUGAAAUACUUAUUUGCCUUGUUUUUGGAAAGUUACUAGAAAUUACAGAGUAAGCUUUGGGAAUCUUCCUAUAACUAAUGACCGAAACAGAAUAAGAUGUUUACAGGAUGGGUUCUAAAACAGUUCCGUAUAGAUCUGAUUAGGGACCCGAAUGUAUACCGUUAAAAGUGCUAAUAAUACAUGAUAUUUAUGUCUUGUCCUAUACGAUGGGUCCGAAAUAGGAUAGAAAGUCUAAUUCAAAUCCCAAAGUCUCCUGCUGGAAUACAUUUUUAGGAUUUUUUUUUCACACAAGGGGCAUCAUUUCACAGAAACGUAGCCUAAGUUCAUGAUCUGAACCAGGGCCAGGGGAGCUAUGAGGCUGUAACGCUACCCUCAGCACCACCGUGUCACCAUCAGCAAAACAGAUAUUACAUAAAAUCAGAAAGUAUGAACCAUCUAUAUUCUGAAUAUAUUUGACUGAUGAAAGGUUAAGGUCACUUAACGGAAAAUAUAACGCUUGAUGACUAGAACAGUCAGCGAUAUUCAAUUAUAAAUCAAUCUACAAAUCUGAAAUAUGACCAUAGCAUUUUUUAACAAAUCAUAUCAGAACAUUAGCCAAGAACUGAAGGCGACUUAAUGAAAGCUAAACAGUAAUAAACAGUUACCUUCUCAUGACGGCACACAUUCUCCUGGCUCCUGGAUUCUCUAGUUUUGAGAUAUUAGGGAAUCUUUAAUGUAAAGGCUGCACAGUCUGGUGACAUCAUUGUAAAAACUGCAAUGUAAACAAAGACGGCAAUGUGGUCAUGUGACAUACGUUUCAGUACAAAGCAGCAUCUAGAUUUCCUGUAUCUAUAAACAGGCAGGACAGUUAGGACAACAUGUUCAGGUUAAAUACAAUAGAGAAGAGGAAAUGAUUAUAAUAUAAAUGGUAAUAUAACUUAAUAACUUAAAGUGACACUUGCACUACACUGGACGUGCUAUAUGAUGUGAUGGAUGAGGAUAUGAUCUUGCAAACAAUACAGGGUUGAAAUAAGGAAUAAAUUAAGGGUAUUCUAUUAAACAGGAAAGGAGGUUCAUGGGGUAAGGAUUACAAAUAUAUUUAUUAAAAUAGAAGAAAAUGAUCUAGCUAUUCGUGGUUUAAAACAAUAGACACACCAUAAACUACAGAAAUGCAAUAAUUAUUAUUAAUGGAUGGAUGGAGACUUUCAUUAUGAGAGAUUUUGACACUGUUGUAAACUUUACAGUAAAAAUGACUGUUAUUUGGACAAGA